AGAGUCGUAAAUUCUCAGCGACUUUUCUCAUUCCUAUAUCCUUACGAAUUAUAUGGUCCUCAUUUUCUAAACUGCUAUUUUGGGUUUCCUUCUCCAUUAGGGAUACUUUAUGUGAAUAGUUUAAAUCUGUGAAUUCCACAAAGCAGAAGCUGAAUUUGGGCAGACAUUGAGUUUUUCUUUGCUGUAUUGUGUUGCAUUUUUCUUCUGCACGUAAACAUUUGAAGAAUAAUGGGAGCAGUUUGCUCGGCUGGUAUGGUUGAGGGAAAUGCAGAACUUGGAUGGAAGACUUUGGGGUUUUCUGGUAAGCUUAAGAAGGAAAAUAGCUUUAUGAAUCGGAGAGAAACUUUUUCAGAUUCACGGUCUAAUGGUCAAGGUAAAAAGAAAAAGAAGCAAGACACUGGGUUUUCCCAUGAAUUUGAUUUAUCGUCUCCCACUCCAACGGGGGGAAAACAGGUUACUCAGAGGGGUUCUUUUCUGGGAAAAGCUAGCGAGAGGGCAGUAGAAGUUCUGGACACACUUGGUAGUGGCAUGUCAAAGUUAAACACCAGUAAUGGGUUUGGCUCUGGCAUGGCUUCCAGAGGGAAUAAAAUAUCUAUAUUGGCAUUUGAAGUAGCUAAUACACUGACCAAAGGGUCAAUUUUGUUUCAAUCACUUUCUGAAGAAAACAUUCAGUUUCUUAUGAAGGACAUUUUACAAUCGGAAGGGGUUCAACAGUUAGUUUCGACGGAUAUGAAGGAGUUAAUAAGUCUUGCUGAGGCUGACAAAAGGCAGGAAUUCAAUGUCUUCUCACGGGAAGUUGCUAGAUUUGGAAAUAUGUGUAAGGACCCACAGUGGCACAACCUAGAUCGAUAUUUCUUAAGAUUAGACUUGGAUGUCUUGAGCGACAAACAAUUUCGGGCAGAGGCAGAAAAGACAAUGCAGGAGCUUACCAGUCUAGUUCAGAAUAGUGCUGAAUUAUACCAUGAAUUAAAUGCUUAUGAACGUUUUGAACAAGAUUAUCAGCAUAAGAUUAAGGAAAUGGAGUCCUUAAAUCUUCCCCUAAAAGGGGAGAGUAUCACAAUUUUUCAGAGCGAGCUAAAGCAACAAAAAAAGCUUGUGAUGAGUUUGAAAAAGAAGUCUCUUUGGUCCAGAAAUUUGGAGGAGAUAGUUGAAAAACUCGUUGAUAUUGUUACCUAUAUACAUCAAGCAAUUUGUGAGUUCCUUGGAAAUCAUGGUGCAGCCCCUGCCAAGUAUGGUAAGGGUCCUGAAAGACUAGGUGAAGCCGGUCUUGCACUACACUAUGCUAACAUCAUCAAUCAGAUAAAUAUGAUUGCAUCUCGCCCAACCUCUCUUCCUCCAAAUACAAGGGACACAUUAUAUUAUGGUUUGCCUAACAAUAUUAAGAGUGCUCUUCCAUCCCGGUUGCAAACCAUUGCUGUUGAUAAAGAGUACUCCAUCACCCAGACCAAAGCCGAAAUGGAGAAGACUCUUCAGUGGCUCGUGCCAUUUGCUACAAACACAAUCAAAGCACAUCAAGGUUUCGGAUGGGUUGGCGAAUGGGCUAAUAACACAAGUAAUGACUUUGGCGAUAGCACAGUCAAAGAAAGCAGCAACCUGAUUCGCCUGCAGACACUUUAUUACGUUGAUAAGCAGAAGAUAGAUGUUUACAUCAUUGAAUUGUUGGCAUGGCUUCACCAUUUGAUUAGCCAUGUAAGAUCCAGACAAAAUGCCUUGAAGUCAAUGCCUACACGAUCACCUCCCAAGGGACAUGAAUUUCAGUCAAAGAUGCGACAAUUUCUAAUCCUAUCCGUUGAUCCUACCAACAAGCCGUUGGGAACUCAACUUUCUCAAGAGGAUAGAAGAUUAUUAGAGAACGUAAUUGCGAGGAGAAGGAACCCAGGAGUUAGCAAAAGCGAGGAGCUUGGUGUGGCCAAGAAAAGAGAACCCAGAGAUUCUUAUAUUUCCAAAAGUGCUGGGAAUUCGCCUGUUAAGGAGUUCUUCGGUACAAGACACAUCUUGAACCGCCAAAACUACAACGUUUUGGAUAUUAUGGAUGGGUUAAGAUAAGAUACUGAAACCAUUCCUUCAUCUACUUUCUCGGUUCUGGCUAGUCCGUCCAUUUUCUUAGUUACUUGCCAAUAAUACUAAUACUCAUCAUUCAUUUCUUUUUAAUUUUAAUUCUGUAUAUAUCUAUAUAAAUAACUCCUUAUCUAAUUUUUUAAUUUUAAAAUUAUUUUGUAC
Molecule: messenger RNA, 2220 nt
Organism: Gastrolobium bilobum
Lineage: Eukaryota; Viridiplantae; Streptophyta; Magnoliopsida; Fabales; Fabaceae
Product: protein PSK SIMULATOR 2-like
Exons: 13
Coding region: 229-2046 (605 amino acids)
Biological process (GO): positive regulation of growth
Source: RefSeq, a predicted model, not a curated record